AUGGUUGUGCUGUCUGAACUUUCAAAAGGAUCUUCAUCUUCAUCAACUUUUGGUUAUAGUUCAUCAGCUCAUGGUCAUAGUUCAUCAACUGAUGGUCAUAGAUAUGAUGUAUUUUUAAGUUUUAGAGGUGUUGACACUCGUCAUAGUUUCACUGAUCACCUUCAUAAGGCCCUCAUUCAUGCCAAUAUCAAUACCUUCUUGGAUGAUGAAGAGAUUGAAACUGGGGAAGAUCUUAAACCGGAAUUAGAGAGUGCGAUCAAAGCAUCUAGGGCUUCUGUUAUCGUCUUGUCCAAGAAUUAUGCUUCUUCAACAUGGUGUCUGGAUGAAUUGGUGCUGAUCCUUGAGCAGCGUAUGACAUCCAACCAUAUUGUUAUCCCAAUAUUUUAUCAUGUGGAGCCCACACAUGUUAGGAAGCAACAAAGUAGCUUUGGAGAUGCAAUGGCUAAGCAUAAACAAACAAUGGAGGCAGAGACAAAUGCAAAUAAAAGAAUUCAGUGGGCUCAAAAAAUGGACCGAUGGAAUAAAGCACUUACAGAGGUUGCUAAUUUAAAAGGAAUUGAUGUUUAUGAAAGGCUAGAGACUGAGUUUAUUGAAGAAAUUGUGAAGGACAUCCAUCGUAGACUACGUGUACCUUUAAGGAGUGGUCAACCACUACUUAUUGGGAUGGACUAUUCCAUUAAGUUCAUAACUUCAUGGUUGGAAGAUGGAUCCUCACUUACAACAGACAUACUCACUAUUUCGGGUAUGGGAGGCAUCGGGAAGACAUCGUUAGCAAAACAUUUCUAUGGGCUAUAUUGUCUUGAAUUCCCCACAAGUAGCUAUAUUGAAGAUAUCACUAGGAAAUGUGAUGGAAAGUUUAAUGGGCUGCUUGAUUUACAAGAACAACUUUGCGGUGACAUUUUAAAAACAAGUUCAGUUAAAGUUCAUGAUGUUUCUAUUUACACCACAAAGAUAGAGAAUGCAGUAGCCCAUAAAAAGGUGUUUCUUGUUCUUGAUGAUAUUGCUAGUGUUGACCAAUUGGAUGCAUUACUUGGAAGCAAAGGUUUUCAUCCUGGAAGCAAAGUUAUUAUAACGACAAAGGACAGAUGGUUGACACAAAGUUGUGCACUAUUCAAAACAAACAUUAAACCCAAGCAUGUAGAACACUUCCUUGAAGGCUUACAUGAGACUGAAUCACAACAACUUUUUUGUUUUCAUGCAUUCAUGUGCAACCAUCCUAAGGCAGGUUAUGAAGAGGUGUCAUAUAAACUUGUGAAGUAUUGUCAAGGACAUCCAUUGGCUCUCAAAGUUUUAGGCACCUAUCUACAUAAUCGAGAUGUAGCUUAUUGGGAAGGGUGCAUAAAAGGCCUAAAGAAAGAAACAGACUCGCGAAUAAAUAAUGUCUUGAAAAUGAGCUUUGAUUCUUUGCUAUCUAAGAAUGAUAAAGACUUGUUCAAGUAUAUUGCUUGUUAUUUUGUUGGAAUAGAUAGAGAUGUUACCGAAACAAUAUUAGAGGCAUGUGAUAUAAACACAAGAUCUGGGAUCCCAAAUCUUAUUGACAGAUGCCUUCUUAGUAUAGGACAAAAUAAUGAAUUGAAGAUGCAUCAGUUGGUUCAAGAGAUGGGAAGAUACGAAGUACAUCAAGAAUCACCUGAUAAACCAUGGAAGCGAAGUCAAAUAUGGUGUAAUGAGGAGUCAUUCAGAGUGUUAAAACAAAAAAAGGGUAAGGGAAAUAUUGUAGGCCUUGCGCUUGACAUGCGGAUGCUUGAGAAGGAGAAGUUGCGUGCAUCCAAUAUAGAAUCAUUCGACAUCUGUUAUCAUAAACCACUAAGACCCCAGGAGAAGAAAAAGCUUUUACUUGGAUCGUUGAAGAUUCUUGAUUUUAGUUUCUGUGAACAACUUCGUAGUCUUGGUGACUUUGACCAACUCCCUGCACUUGAGAGGAAACUUGAAAAACUUCCAAGGAGCAUAAGCAAUUUAAAGAAGGAGUGCUCAAAAUCCAUCCAAUGGAGGGUGUUGAGGAAAGGGUAUUACAUAGCUUGGGCUGGACUAAUUUACUCCAUAACAAAAGGAUGUUUUACGAAUUUGGAAUAUUCAGCACAAUAUGCCAGUUAUCAAGAACAUAAGAAAGAGUGGUUUAGAGCUUUAUCCCGAAGGAAGCCUGACACAAUAAUUGGUGAUGAAUGUGAGGGCAGGGAGGAAUCUUCAAGGUCCAGUGUCAUCCUUUGAUAUGCUUGAGAAAGAGAGGCUACAUGAUUAUCCGAAAUUGUUUUUGGUCAAAAAAUCCUCAUUUACAAUACUUGUAUAUUUUGAUUAUGAAAAAGGGGGAAAACAAAAACAAUAUGAAUGGUUGUUGAGUUAAUCAAUACACAUGUAAGG
This is a messenger RNA of Lactuca virosa, 2358 nucleotides long. The record is from the annotation of a GenBank genome assembly. NCBI's taxonomy places the organism in Eukaryota, Viridiplantae, Streptophyta, Magnoliopsida, Asterales, Asteraceae.